This is a messenger RNA of Dunckerocampus dactyliophorus (ringed pipefish), 1950 nucleotides long. RefSeq names its product PIH1 domain containing 1 (gene pih1d1). Gene Ontology annotation, biological process: box C/D snoRNP assembly; rRNA processing. The transcript is spliced from 11 exons. Gene Ontology annotation, cellular component: ribonucleoprotein complex; R2TP complex; cytoplasm. Lineage: Eukaryota; Metazoa; Chordata; Actinopteri; Syngnathiformes; Syngnathidae. The record is from RefSeq and is a predicted model, not a curated record. The coding region runs from base 930 to 1784 and encodes 284 amino acids.
AUAUAUUUUCGCAAUUAAAUCGUAAUCACAACAAAACAUGAACCUGUUUGGUUUAAAAAUGACAUGGGGCAAAGCCUCUGGCUGCGUUCUGUCGCCGUGAUGCUAAAGCUAACGCUAAGCUAAAGUAUACUCCUAGUUGCUGUAGCAACGUAGUUAUCCACUCGGUACUUACAUACUUGUACAGUAUCUAUGUGUAAACAUGUUGUAUCAACAUACUUGCUUUUACAUGCUUUUAGUUGUUGCAAAACUUUAUUUUAGUGUAAUGUGACGUCUCGGAGUAUGUGUGCGUUUAUUAUCUGUACAUGGAAAAACUCCAUCCUUUGAUUUUGAUGCAAAAUAAUACGUGUACCAUAAUAGAUGUGUGCAUGCAGACAGGGGAUCAGAUAAUGAUUAUAAAAACUGACAUUUCUUUUACAUGUACUGCAAUUUGACGUAGCCUUCUUGCAAUACUUUGAAUGAAUCAUGACACAGCUUCAACUUGCUUGAAUUUUAUUUUUUCCCCCACAAACAACUACUUGUUAAAGUCAUGCAUUUUUGUCCAUGUAAUUCCACGCUCGGGCCGCACGGGGGUCUAGUUGUUAGCAUGUUAGCACAGUCAGGAGAUCCGGUUCGAAUCUUUGCAUGUCCUCCCCGUGCGUGCGUGGGUGUUCUGCGGAUACUCCAGUUUCCUCCCACAUUCCAAAAACAAGCAUGUUCAUUUAACUGGCGACUCUAAAUUGUCCAUAGGUAUGAAUGUGAGUGUGAAUGGUUGUUUCUCUAUAUGUGCCCUGCAAUUGGCUGGCGACCAGUCCAGGGUGUACCCCGCCUGUUGCCCGAAGUACCCCCGACUUGGGCGACUUCCAGCACACACCCCCGACCCUAAUGAGGAAAAGCAGAAGCAUAGAAAAUAAACAAGUUCCUGAACUGAGCUGAACUCGGCGUAUAAAACCAUGACAACAGACUCAACACUCCUCACCUCUGAAAUGGAGUUACAGCAGCAAGAAGACUUGUAUCAACAGCUGUUGUUACAGACAAUGGGAAACAUGCACACCGAAAAUCCAGACUCCAGAGUGAUCCGACCGCAACCUGGAAUAUGUGUGAAGACGACGUCGGAAACUGGCAAACAGAAGGUCUUUGUCAACAUCUGUCAGUCGAACUCAGUUCCGCCUCCACCGGAGCUGUCCAGAGAGGAGCUGGUGGAGUUGCUCCAAUCAGAAGAUCCCAGUGGCUACAGAGUUCCCAUGAGCCUUGGGGAGCCACACACUGAAGUGGACAAUAAUUCUCAGGGAUGCACAGCGUAUGACGUGGUCAUCAACCAGGAGUUCUUCCAGAAGUGUCAGAAGGAAGCCUUGUUCCAGCAGUUUGUUAUCAUGGUGUCUUUGGAAGGUUUAGAGAACAAAUACAAUCUCACGCUUAGCAGAGAAUGGAAGGUGCUGAAGAACAGAAAGUUCUUGGGGUCGGUCAACGAGCAGAACAUUCGCACGAAAAGCAGGCCAGUUAUUCAAGAGCUACAGCCUCAGGAGAGCUCCUCUUCUAUUGCAAAAAGACCAGAGUUCACCUUGUUUGUGGAGCCCCCUGCUGGUGUCCCUGAGUACCUCAUUGCAGAAAUAAAGCUGCCUGGUGUGGUUUCAUCACGGUCGCUGGUCCUUGACAUCGGCGAGGACCGCCUGGUGUUGACAGCAAGACCCUCGCUGUACCACCUUGACAUCUUCCAUCCCUUCCUUGUUGACCAGGACACAAGCGUGGCACAGUACAACAGCAGCACUCAGAUCCUCACAAUCACCUUACCUGUGGUGUCCUCCUGAAGUGACAAACGUAGACGCCAAGUAUUUUUUUAAGAUUCGAAGGAUGUUAAAUGAGGUUAUGUACUGUAUAUACCGAAAGGCACACCACAUAUGUUCACAUCAUUAGCUAAACAAGUGACUAUUGUACUGAAACAUGUAUGGAAAUAAAAAUCAGAAAUAAAUUCAA